GUCACAGCCGAGCUUGUAAGCGAGUGUCGCGCUGCACAACACACCCUGCGCGAGGAAGCGAGAACCCGUACUGAAGUUGUUUUUGAAUGAUUGAUGUCGCCAAACAUAGUUUUGAAGGAUGAACCGGGGCCGGGGAGUGAGAAAAAGAACGGCGCCAGAAAAAUCAGAUGCCUUUGAAACAUGUAACGAGGAAAUACGUGUGGAGAUUCACCAGCUCUUCAACAAGGUCAGAAGUUAUGCCUCCCCUGCUGGAGGAGAAUGGACGUUGCCUGACCCAAGUGUGGUGCUCUGUGAUCCUCAUGCGAGUCACCCACGUUUGCAGGCUCUGAAACAAUCACUAAAUGAAGUGAAGAAUCAACUCAGCGAUAAAGACCUCUCAGUAUGGCACCAGCAUACUUGUUUCACCAACCGAGCAGGCAGUGUUACAGCCCACCUUCGCUCCACAACCAACGCAGAGCUGUGCACCCAGGCUUGGGCCAAGUUCUAUGAGAUCCUAGGGACUUUUAAACUUCUGCCUGACAAUGCAUUGAAGAGUGGCGAGUUGAACUCCAUACACCUGUGUGAAGCCCCUGGUGCCUUCAUAUCAGCUCUAAAUCACUUCCUCAAGACGAGUGGCCUGCACUGUGACUGGAGCUGGAUUGCGAACACUCUAAAUCCAUACUAUGAAGCCAACGGACGUGGUCGCACUAUUACAGAUGACAGACUCAUCGCACACACUCUGCCUUGGUGGUUCUUUGGAUCAGACAACACAGGUGACAUAAUGCUUCAGAAGCAUCUGCUGGAACUGCCGAGAUUUGUGAGCAACAUGCACAGUGUUGAUUUGGUUACAGCAGAUGGAAGCUUUGACUGUCAGGGGGACCCAGGGGAACAGGAGAGAUUAGUUGCCCCGCUUCAAUAUUGCGAAGCCGUUUGUGCUCUUCUGCUGUUAGGAACCGGAGGCUCAUUUGUCCUGAAGAUGUUCACACUAUUUGAACACUCAUCUGUCUGUCUGCUGUAUCUCCUUGCAUGCUGUUUCCGUUCCGUGAACGUCUUCAAGCCAGGCACCAGCAAGUCUGGAAAUUCAGAACUGUAUAUAGUGUGCUUGGACUAUAAGGCCAAAGAACAAAUUCGGCCAUUGCUCUCAAAGUUAAUCCGUAAUUACGGACCAGACUUGGCAUCCACAGCGGCGCUCUUUCCCCGUCGCUGCAUUCCAGACUCGUUUCUAAGUCAGCAUGAAGAGAUAUGCACUUUUUUCCAUGCAUUGCAAGUUAACACAAUCCAGGAGAACCUCAAGCUUUUUAUAUGCAUGAGCGCAGAACAGCGCAGGCGAUUGGAGCAGCUCAGGGAAUAUGCUGCAGAGUUUUAUACGAAACGUUUCAAUGUUCACUACCUCCCUCGGAAAAGCUGGGCUUGCCGUGGUGGUGUGGCCAGAUGGGUAAAACUCUGUGAAAGGAAGCAAAUGGGCUCUUUUAAUCAGCGCAAGGAGAUGGAACUUCAGGGAUGGAAGCAGCGCCUUGCCCAAGGAAAUUAUGGGGCGUUCAUAGAGAGGCACUGUGGAGGGACAGAAGGGUGUGAGAAUGUACUUAGUGGCCCACUGGAUGAGUGUGAUUUGGGAGCCUGGUUUGCCCUUGAGGGAGCUGCCCUGCCGAAAGUCUGCAGUUCCACCUUCUGUGACCAAGAAAUGCUAGACUUCCUGAAUGAAGCUCUGGAAGAGAACCUGAGGGUCAAAGCGGCGAAUCAUUCUGACGGAGCUUUGCUAGUAUGCAGCUCCUGCAGCAUCGACUCCCCUGUAGGCAUCUUAUCUGAGAUUUGCAGCCAUCCUGAUGUGACAUCUUGUUUGGUACUGGCAAGCCAGUCUUGGUGUGACGGCACACUUGUAGGCGUUAAAUUGCAGCCAGAGUUUUUGCAAGGACCAUCCUGUUGUGAGGUACAGGAUUCCACACUGCACGAUGGACAACCAGACUAUCAGUUUGAGCUUCUGAACACUGUGCUUUUUGCUCUGCAGAAACAGCAUCAGGGAUCAACCCUGGUGAUUCCCUUAUGUUCUGUCUUAACACGCUUCACCUCCGGCCUGGUUUUCACACCAGCUGUGCUUCCGUUACAUCACAUUCCGCUGCUCAUCUGGUUGGCCUCCUGCUGCUCUUGUGUGUGUAGGUUUCUCUUCACCAUCAGCACUACCCCGGCUGCUGGACUUUCUCCGGGACGUUUUGGAGAAGAUGAAAAAAGUUCAGCUUGAGCUUGGGAGGCAGAUUCUGCAGUUUGUACCUUUAGAAGAACUUCUCAGAGGGGAAUUACCUCGCUUCCUUUCUUCCUUCAAUACUGCUGUUGUUCGACAGCAGCUACACGUGCUGAAGCAGGUUGAAUAGAGCACAUACUGUAUGCCUAUAUUUUCUAGAAGAACUUUUCAGUUAGACUACAUUUGAGUAUAAUAAAGCCUCGGUUUACUUCAAUUGAAUCCGUAGCCUCAGCUUGUGCCAGUGCCACAGUGAAUAUGUAGGAUAUAUUGGAACACAGAAUUCUUUU
Sinocyclocheilus anshuiensis is the source of this 2502-nucleotide messenger RNA. It is a transcript of the gene cmtr2, whose product is annotated as cap methyltransferase 2. Gene Ontology annotation, cellular component: cytoplasm; nucleus. NCBI's taxonomy places the organism in Eukaryota, Metazoa, Chordata, Actinopteri, Cypriniformes, Cyprinidae. Gene Ontology annotation, biological process: 7-methylguanosine mRNA capping; methylation. The record is from RefSeq and is a predicted model, not a curated record. Gene Ontology annotation, molecular function: methyltransferase cap1 activity.